GGGGGCGGCGGGGGGCACCGAGGGGCGCGGAGCCUCCGCUCCGCCCCGGGAGGGAGGGAGAGAGAGAGAAAGGGAGGGAGGCACCCGCCGCCCUGUCCCGGCCCCGGGAGCGGAGCGCUUUCUUAUAAAUUCACUGCAAAGGGGUUGUCUGUCCAGAUUUUAUGACUGUAGUGGAAUCAUAUCAUUCGUGAAGUUCCUCGGCAGCAGAGAAUGAAUCCUGUAGCAGAAAGCUGGUGUAAAUGACUGCUGCCGCCUCUCAGCGCAAGAUAACCUGCUCAGUCAGCUGGAGCCCCCUGCGGACAGCUGUCUCUCUUUUAGCUGAUGGAAAACUGCAACUAACCGCUGAAUGGAAGAGCGUGGAGUAGCAACCAUACUAGCAGCAGCCGCUGCAGCAAGAGCGAGCAAGGACUCUAUUGUUCCCUAGUGUUAAACAGUUUUUCCUUUUCAACUGGCAUGCACAAUAGCAGGAGAGAGCUUUCCAGUCCGCAUCUCCCCAUGAAGAAAUUCUGAAGAGGGGAAUAUUAUUUGAAGAAGGUUUCACGGUUGUGCUGCAGGCUUUGGAUGUGGGAGCAGGCUGCUGGAGGAGGCAUGGGGUUGAGUAAGGGGAGCGCUGCUUUCCCCCAUGGUCCGAGGGUUUGUGCUGUGCCAGCCCGCUGCGUGGGAGUUCUUGUGGUUCUGCUGGUGGGAGCCUGGGACGCUCGGGCACAGAGUGAAUUUCAAACUUCAUCUGUGUAUUUGUGGAAGACUGGUCCAUGGGGGAGAUGCAUGGGAGAUGAGUGUGGUCCAGGUGGCAUCCAGACACGGGCAGUGUGGUGUGCCCACGUGGAGGGCUGGACGACGCUGCCCACCAACUGCAAGCAGCCGGAGCGGCCGGACAACCAGCAGAGUUGCUUCCGUGUCUGUGACUGGCACAAGGAGCUGUAUGACUGGCAGAUUGGCAGCUGGAACCAGUGCCGGCCCGUCCUCUCCCGCAGCCAUGAGAAGCCCCAGGAGUGCCUCAGGGGGGAGGAUGGCAUCCAGACAAGGGACAUCACCUGCAUCCAGAAGUCCAAUGGGGUGCCGGCUGAGGAUGUUAUCUGUGAGUACUUUGAGCCCAAACCCCGCCAGGAGCAGGCGUGCCUCAUCCCGUGCCGGCAGGAUUGCAUCGUGGCUGAAUUCGCCCCCUGGUCAGAGUGCUCCAAGACCUGCGGCAGCGGGCUUCAGCAUCGAACUCGGCACGUGGUGGCUCCACCGCAGUUUGGUGGGUCUGCUUGCCCUAACCUCACUGAAUUUCAGAUCUGCCAGUCUAGCCCAUGUGCUGCUGAAGAAAGCCUGUAUAGCCUAAAUGUGGGACCAUGGAGCGCAUGCUCAGUGCCCCAUUCAAGACAAAUACGACAAGCAAGGAAACGAGGGAAGAACAAAGACAAGGAAAAGGACAGAGAAAAGGCGGUUCGGGAUCCUGAGGCUCGUGAAUUAAUUAAGAAGAAGAGGAAUCGAAACAGACAGAAUAGACAGGAGAGCAAAUAUUGGGACAUACAAAUUGGGUAUCAAACAAGGCAGGUUACAUGUACUCACAGAAAUGGGAAAACUGCUGCUCUGAGCUUUUGCAAGCAAGAAAAGCUGCCAAUUACAUUCCAGUCCUGUGUCAUCACAAAGGAGUGCCAGGUGUCAGAGUGGUCAGAAUGGACCCCCUGCUCCAAAACCUGCUUUGACAUGACAACCCCUAAAGGGAAUCGUACAAGAUCACGGACCAUUAAACAGCUCCCUAUUGGCAGUGAAAGUGAAUGCCCGCAAUUAGAAGAAACAGAGCAAUGCAUUUCUCAAGGAGAUGGUGUAGCACCAUGCAUUACGUAUGGCUGGCGGACCACAGAGUGGACAGAAUGCCGCGUUGAUCCUCUACUCAGCCAACAGGAUAAAAGGCGAGGAAAUCAGACAGCACUGUGUGGAGGUGGCAUUCAAACCCGGGAAAUCUACUGUGUGCAAGCUAAUGAAAAUCUCCUCUCCUAUUUAAAUACCCUCAAGGAAAAAGAAGAAAUUCAGUCACAGAGCAAGUCGAAGGCUAGUGCUGCACCUCUGCUAUCGAUCACUUUUGAAAUAACAGCCUCGAGGCCGGUCGACCGUAAGCUGUGUACAGGACCCCUUCCAAGCACCUCCCAGCUGUGCCAUAUCCCCUGUCCUAUAGAGUGUGAGACCUCGGCAUGGUCAGCCUGGGGACCAUGCACCUAUGAAAGCUGUGAUGACCCUCAGGCCAAGAAGGGCUUUAAACUAAGGAAACGGCGCAUUACCAAUGAGCCUACAGGAGGAACGGGAAACUGUCCUCACCUGCUGGAAGCCAUCCCAUGUGAAGAGCCCUCAUGCUAUGACUGGAGAAUUGUGGGGCUGGAGGAGUGUGUUCCCGACAAUGAGAAGCCAUGUGGCCCUGGUACUCAGGUGCCUGUUGUCGUCUGUGUCAAUGGUGAUGGAGAAGAGGUUGACAGACAGCUGUGUAGAGAUGCGAUCUACCCAAUCCCUGUUGUCUGCGAAGCUCCAUGCCCAAAGGACUGUGUGCUCAGCAUGUGGUCUGCAUGGUCCUCCUGCUCACACACCUGCUCCGGGAAAACCACAGAAGGAAAGCAGAUGCGUGCCCGCUCAAUCCUAGCAUAUGCAGGUGAAGGAGGAAUACAGUGUCCAAAUAGUAGUGCACUACAGGAAACCCGCAGCUGUAAUGAGCACUCUUGCACUGUGUAUCAUUGGCAGACAGGCCCAUGGGGACAGUGCAUAGAAGACGCAUCUGUGUCUGCUUUCAACUCCUCUGCCAGCUGGAAUGGGGAGGCCACCUGUUCUGUGGGGAUGCAGACAAGAAAAGUUAUCUGUGUGAGAGUCAACGUGGGACAAGUGGGCCCAAAAAAAUGUCCUGAGAAUCUCCGACCAGAAACAGUGAGGCCAUGUCUGCUUCCCUGUAGGAAGGACUGCAUUGUGACUCCAUUCAGUGACUGGACAUUGUGUCCUUCUUCAUGUCAAGAUGGAGAUGUCAUAGUAAAAAAACAGUCCCGUCACCGAGUCAUUAUCCAACUCCCUGCUAAUGGUGGUCGUGAGUGCCCAGACACUUUGUUUGAGGAAAAAGAAUGUGAAGCUUCUCCUGUCUGCUAUAGCUACAGGUGGAAGACCCAUAAGUGGCGGAGGUGCCAGCUAGUACCAUGGUAUGUGCGCCAAGACAGUCCAGGAGCACACGAGACUUGUGGACCUGGGCUACAAGCAAGAGCAAUUACUUGUCGCAGACAAGAUGGAGGACAGGCUGACAUCAGUGAGUGCCUUAAAUAUGCUGGCCCCUUACCAUCCUUAACACAGACGUGCCAGAUUCCUUGCCAAGAUGAUUGUCAAUUUACAAACUGGUCAAAGUUUUCUUCCUGUAAUGGGGACUGUGGAGGAGUCAGAACAAGAAAACGCACUCUUGUUGGAAAAAGUAAGAAAAGAGACAAAUGCAAAAAUUCUCAGUUGUAUCCUCUGAUUGAGAAUCAGUUUUGUCCAUGUGAUAAAUAUAGCGCUCAGCCUGUGGGAAAUUGGUCAGACUGUAUUUUACCAGAGGGUAAAGUUGAAGUAUUGCUGGGAAUGAAGAUGCAAGGAGACAUUAAGGAAUGUGGACAAGGCUAUCGUUACCAGGCCAUGGCAUGCUAUGAUCAAAAUAGUCGACUUGUGGAAACAUCACGAUGCAACAGUCACGGUUAUAUUGAGGAAGCCUGUAUUAUUCCAUGUCCCUCAGACUGCAAGCUCAGCGAAUGGUCCAAUUGGUCUCGCUGUAGUAAAUCAUGUGGGAGUGGGGUAAAGGUUCGGUCUAAAUGGCUCCGUGAAAAACCCUACAAUGGUGGAAGACCCUGUCCCAAGCUAGAUCACGUCAAUCAGGCUCAGGUAUAUGAGGUAGUGCCAUGCCACAGUGACUGCAGCCAGUACAUAUGGGUUACUGAGCCCUGGAGUGUCUGCAAGGUGACCAAUGUGGACUUGAAAGAGAACUGUGGAGAAGGUGUUCAAACAAGGAAAGUCAGGUGCAUGCUAAACACUGUGGAUGGUCCUUCUGACACUGUGGAGGACUAUCUGUGUGAUCCUGAAGAGAUGCCACUUGGUGCUAGAAAAUGUAUCUUACCUUGUCCUGAAGAUUGUGUCAUGUCUGAAUGGGGAUCAUGGUCUCGAUGUUUUUUGCCAUGCAAUGGAAGCAAUGUUCGUGAAAGGUCAGCUGAAUUGCUGAGACAACCAGAUGAAGGAAAGUCUUGCCCUCCUGCCACUGAGACAGAAGUCUGCACUUUGAACAAAAACUGCUACCACUAUGACUACAAUGUGACAGACUGGAGCACAUGUCAGCUCAGUGAGAAGGCUGUCUGUGGUAAUGGUAUCAAGACACGAAUGCUCGACUGCGUUCGCAGUGAUGGCAAAUCAGUUGACCUGAAGUACUGUGAAGAGCUUGGUUUGGAGAAGACAUGGCAAAUGAAUACAUCUUGUGUGGUGGAAUGUCCUGUAAACUGCCAGCUCUCUGACUGGUCAUCUUGGUCUGAGUGCUCUCAGACAUGUGGCCUUACAGGAAAAAUGAUCAGAAGAAGAACCAUAAAUCAACCAUUUCAGGGUGAUGGGAGGCCUUGUCCUUCUCAGAUGGAGCAAUUCAAACCUUGUCUAGUAAAACCUUGUUAUCGAUGGCAAUAUGGUCAAUGGUCUGCAUGCAAAGUAGAGGAUGCUCAGUGUGGAGAGGGGACACGAAUGAGGAACAUUUCCUGUGUGGUUUUUGACGGAUCCACUGAAGAUCUGGGCAAAGUAGUAGAUGAGGAAUUCUGUGGAGAAAUAGAGCCUAUUAUAGAUGGGAAUAAGAAGAUGGUGCUUGAGGAAACCUGCACUGUUCCUUGUCCAGGGGACUGUUAUUUGAGAGAGUGGUCAGAAUGGAGCCUUUGUCAGCUAACCUGUGUUAAUGGUGAGGAUCUCGGCUUUGGAGGGAUACAAGUCCGAUCUCGAGCAGUCAUCAUUCAGGAGUUAGAGAAUCAGCAUCUCUGUCCAGAACAGGCUUUGGAAACAAGACCAUGCAAUGAUGGCCAGUGCUAUGAAUACAAAUGGAUGGCUAGCCCAUGGAAGGGAUCUUCUCGAACUGUGUGGUGCCAAAGAUCAGAUGGAUUAAACGUCACAGGGGGCUGUUUAGUGAUGCGCCAACCAGAUGCUGACAGGUCAUGUAAUCCACCGUGCAGUCAACCCCACGCUUACUGCAGUGAGACUAGAACGUGCAGUUGUGAAGAUGGAUACACUGAAGUAAUGUCCUCUGAUGGCACACUCGAACAGUGCACUCUCAUCCCGGUGGUGGUGAUCCCCACCAUGGAGGACAAAAAGGGAGAUGUGAAAACCAGUCGAGCUGUGAACCCUACCCAGCCCUCCAGUAACCAGUCAGGACGAGGAAGGACCUGGUUUCUACAGCCUUUUGGGCCAGAUGGGAGGCUGAAGACCUGGGUUUAUGGUGUAGCUGCUGGUGCAUUUGUUUUACUCAUCUUUAUUGUUUCUAUGAUCUAUCUAGCCUGCAAAAAGCCAAAGAAGCCUCAGAGAAGGCAGAACAACCGACUGAAACCAUUAACCUUGGCUUAUGAUGGAGAUGCAGAUAUGUAGAAUAUAACUUCUCAUGGUGACAAAUGGAGUCUUAAUUAUUGGAUUGGAAUCAGAAGGUAUCCAAAGCCACAGGGAUUUUCUAUGGAGUGGAUUAAGUGUUUUGAAUUCUUUUUUUUUUUUUUUCUUUCUUUUUGGUAACUGCGCCACGGAGAAAGACAGGUGGAUUUCAUAAUGUCUAUGGAUAUUCAAGGUAUUAUUGCUUUACUUUAGACCAUCAGCACUGAGAAAUCUGGCAGAAUCAUGUUAAUAGACACUGCAGUUGGAGAUUUUUGUGGUCUUUCCUCAAUCUUACAAGCUAUAAGCACCGCUUCUGUCUCCAGAAUACUGUAGCUGACAUUGUAUUAACAGUUGAAAGCCCCUGCAACAUUAACCAAGUAUAAUCAGUACGCAUGAAGACUUUGUACCAAGCUGUCUAUGACUCUUUAUAUUCAAGCAUAACAUAUAUACUCAGUUGAACCAUAUGUAUUACUCUACCAGAUUAUAUACUUGUUAAAGAGCAUUUUAGUGCUUAAUAUAAAAUUAACUUUUAACUGAGACUAACCCACGAGCAAGUUCAACAGUCUGGCAGUUGAUGAUAACUUGUGUUAACCUGCAUUUCAGAGGGCAAAGACUCACUUGCAAAAUUCUGUCCCGUUAUCACUCCAAAGUAUAAAGGCCUCAUGUAUACAUCCAGAAAGGAGGCGUUCUCAGAUUUUCUAGCAGUUGCUGUCUGGAAAAAAAGAAUACCCAUUGUAAAUGUUACAAUACGUUUCUACUUUCUCUAACUCAAACUGUUGCCUGCAUCUUUUUUGCUACAUGUAAGGCAAUUUUUUGCACUAUAUUAGUGCAGCAUGAUAUGCACUUAACUAGUAUUGCCAUAGAAACCGCCUCUUUUCAGAAAGGAUGAUGAUGUAUCUUGUGCAAGGAGUGUCAAGUAGACUGGUCUUGAAUCCUGAAGAGAGUAGCGUUCAGUUUGGACUGCGACUGGAUGGAAUCGGCUAAAGACGUGUACUGCAUACACCAUGUCUCGUCACAGCGGCCAUUUGUAGUCUAUGUCAUGGCAGUAAUACAAGUGUCUAGUUUCUUGCCCCAUCUACCUAUACAAGUAUAGAGUGUCCUGCUGGUUUCUAAUUGUACUUUGAAGGCUGUUUAUGACUAGAUUUUUUAUAUUUGUUAACUUUGUUAGAAAAAGAAAGAAAAAGAAAAGCAGUUGCCCUCUAAUCUUGAGUGACAUACUUACUGUCUAAAAAGGUAUUCUGAUUGUUUGUUCAACUAAAAGAAAAAGGUUAUGCUUUUUUUUCUUUCACUAAUGACAGCAUUUUCACUGUUGCUGACAGUGCAAUACUCAGAGCCCUUUUUUUUUUUUUGUCUUUUCUAAUUAGGAUAAUUGGAUAGACUCUUUUAAUUAUUCAGUUAAACUCUUGAGUGUACUGACAAGUAAACAGUAAGAUAGUAGUUUUGCCAUUUUAAUAGUCAUAACUUUUUUUAAAACUCCGGCAGUAUAAAAGCUCACUGUUAACCUCUCCCAUGCUUAUGGCAUUUCAGUGUUACGCUUCUGACAGGAAGCUUAUUGACUUGCCACUGUAUCUACAUGCCUGUUACAGAUGUGAUUCAUGACCUGAGAAGGGUUAUUCUCAUAAAAUGGCUUCUGUGUGUAGCCUGACGUAAACAUAUAAGUGACUGUGCCACUAUUAAGCAAUACGAUUACAAAAUUUUAUCAGGCAACCUGUCAAAAAUAAUUGUUAUGUAAAGCUCAGUAUUAGGUUCUCAGGUCUUUUUUAUAACCUAAACCAUUUCUGCCUACUCAUCGCACUAUGUACUCAAGAAGCACCAGUCUUUGCACACUGAAUAAAACUGUAGCUUUGCAAACUUUGGCCAGUAUUCACUGAAAUCAAUGACAACUCUCAUUUAUGUCAAUAGAUAACAUCAAUCUUUAAAAUUACCUACUUUUAUUCCAUAUAGAACCAAUGUUAAUUUUGUGCAAUGUCCAAGAAAAAGUAUGGCCCUACUUUAACUUAGCUAACUUACAUUACCAGUGUGGUGUUACUGUAAAAAGAAAAUGAUCUUAUUGCCACUGCAUAAGUACUUCUCUGAAUGGAAAUAAUAAGCAGAGAGGAAUGAUAGUAAAAAUCUUUUGUACAUGUUUAUUUUCUCAUUUUACACCUUGAACCACAGCUGGUGAAGUGCCAUGGCCCCCUACCUCAGCAGUGGUUCAUUCACAUAUGUGUUGCAGAACUGGGGGCUUCAGUCUUACAUUUCUCUGUAAAGAUCCAUAGGAAAGAAAAAAAGAAAAACAAAUCUUCAUGUAUUUAAUUAUUUCAGCAUUCUUGAGUAGGAAACAAGAAAAAACUGUUUGAUUCCUAUUUUAUCAGACAUACAAAAAAGUUGUAAAGUUUUAAAGAAUGGUUAAAAUGUGGAAACAAAAAGCUUAAUCAUGAUUUCUGUACUUUAAAAGUCUGAUUUUGUGUUGUCAAAUGGUAUUGAACUAAUAGUGAAUUGAGGGAACAGGGUUUCUUUCAUUGGCAAUGAGACAACUUUAUGCAUUAUACAGGCUGGUUUUAGCAGAAGCUGUUGCCUAGUUUUUACCUUGAAGAUUUCUAUGCCCAAAAUCUAAGUUAGUAAAAUGAAGCUAAAGGCAUACCUGUUUCUCCCUAAAUAGUACUUAAAAAUAAAGAAAGGGAUAGGAGUUUAUUUAAAUAUGUUUGGCCUUUGCAAUCCAUGCAAGUAUUUUAGGAUGCAUCACAUUUUAUAUCUGAUCAGCGAAUUUUGCUGAUGCACAUCUGCAUCAUACUAGUGCUGCAUUUAAAAUAUAUAGUGCAUUUUUUAUCUCUAUUAUUUAUGAACAAAGUGCACAGAAACUUGAAGCCAGAAUGGCUUCCCUCUUUAUCAAGAAAAAAAAAAAAAGGCUAUAAAGAGGGCUGAAAUUGUAUGUAAAGCUAGAAGUUGCAAAGGUGACUAAGCCCCUUAGCACUGACACAGAAAUAAAUAGGUGAGUUAUCAGUACAGAAUGAAAAGCAAUUUGCUUUAAAAAUCAGAGUGUUUCUACAAAUCCAGUGCCUAAAGCAGCCACUACCGUAGAUUGUUAGUUUGUGAAAGUAACGUUUCCAGUGAUCAAAUAAAUCAUUCAGAAAAUAGCAAAGUAGACAUUUUCCUGUUGAUGUGGUGGUUUGUAUUUUCCUUUUUAAAUCUGUAGUUUCUAGAUUGCUGUGUCUGCUUUGAGUCCUGGAGCAGUUCCUUUUUGAAGCUUUGGUGCAACUGCACAAGCUUGUUUAUAUUUAGUAUAAAGUAUCCAUUUUGAAGCUCCCUUCCUCCUGCCAAAAUGUAAUUAAGUUUGUUUUCCAGUAUUACAAUCGGAAGAGACCAAUUUAAAAACUCUGUGUAUAAAUCACUGUAAAAUAUACCUUGAAUUAAAUGGAAAUCUGUCUUUUUACCUUUAUGUAAAUUGUGGUCACCCAAAGUUAAGAGUUUAUUUUGCCUAACUUAAUUUACUUGAAUAUUUAUUUUGUAGAACAAGGAGGCAGCUGUCUGAGGAAUGUUUACUUUUUUUUUUUUUUUGUUAUUGUUGAUUUGUAAAUUGUGUAAUGCAUUUUUAUUUUUUAAAUUAUAUACAUUUCUUUUUUAAAGCACAAAAUGUUUACGUACAACUGCAGAUUUGUGUAUAUUGUCACUAAGCUUUAUUCAGUUAAUACAGAUGACAUGAAAAUGUAACAAGUCUUACAUUUUCAUCUGGGUUAUUUUUACAUAACUGAUGUAUUGCUGACAAUAAAUAUAAACACAAAAUCA
Molecule: messenger RNA, 9348 nt
Organism: Anas platyrhynchos (mallard)
Lineage: Eukaryota; Metazoa; Chordata; Aves; Anseriformes; Anatidae
Source: RefSeq, a predicted model, not a curated record